Molecule: messenger RNA, 1275 nt
Organism: Rotaria sp. Silwood2
Lineage: Eukaryota; Metazoa; Rotifera; Eurotatoria; Philodinida; Philodinidae
Source: the annotation of a GenBank genome assembly
AUGCUUUUAACUUUCUUGAAUGAAAUUAAUGGUCAACAAAUGCAACUUAUAGCUGGUCAUGUUAUUUACAGACAUGGAGAUCGAACGCCUGUCGAGACAUUUCCAACAGAUCCAGUAAAACCAAAUGAAUGGCCUAAUGGUUUAGGUCAAUUGACAGCCGCCGGUAUUGAACAACAACAUCGUCUUGGUGGAUAUCUUCGUACUCGUUAUGGAUCAUUACUUAGUCCAAAUUAUACAGCAAAUGAAAUUGUUGUUCGUUCAACAGAUGCUGAUCGAACAUUAAUGUCAGCUCAAUCGAACCUGGUCGGUCUUUAUCCAGUACUUAAUAUGACUAAUGAUAAAGUUCCAAUACAACCAAUUCCAAUACAUACAGUAUCAUUUAAUCUAGAUUUUUUACUUAGUAUGAAUGAUUGUCCAAGAUAUGAUCAAAUUGAAGAAGAAGUUGAUCAAAGUGAUGAAGUGAAAAAAGUCGAUGAAUAUUAUGGAGCGUUUUUUAAAAAACUUGAAGAAUGGACAAAUACAACUAAUAUAACAGUAUACAAUGCUUGGAAUAUAGCUGAUACAAUUUUUGUCGAACAUAUUUAUAAUAAAGCUCCAGAAUGGGCAGAUGAAGCUGUUCGAAAAAAUUUAUCUGAUAUUAGUGAUCUUGCAUUUCAUUUUCUUUAUGAAAAUAAGGAUAUAAAACGAAUUCGGGGAGGUUCGGAUAAUUAUAAAUCAAUGUUAUAUGAAAGAAACAGAUUUAUUUAUUUAGGUCCAUUAGUACAAGAUAUUUGGUUAAAUAUGAAUAGUUCAGUACAUGGAAAAGGUUUUCCCAAAGUUAAAAUGUAUUCAGCUCAUGACACAACUGUCAGUCCAGUUCUUUCCUUUCUUGGUAUUAAUUAUCCUCAUCAACCACAAUAUGCAUCAGCUAUAUUCAUUGAUCUUUAUCGACAAGAUUCAGCAUAUUUUGUUAAAAUUGAAUAUUUAAAUGUAACAGAUUCAAAUACAUCUUAUGCAUAUUUAUUAGAUGAUUGCCCAGCAAUUAAUUGUCCAUUUGAUAAAUUUACAAGUAUUUUUCAACCACGUUUUCCAGCUACUGCGGAUAUUGAAUGCGCAAAAAAAGAUCCACCUAUGCCACCUUCAACUGAUAGUAAUAAAAAAUUAAUAACAGUUCUUGUUCUUGUUAUUGUUGCUGUUGUUAUUAUUAUAUUCGUGAUGUUUUUGUGUCUUCAUUUACGAAAAACCAAUCGUUAUCCACCUCUGUUAGAAAUUGAUCGAACAUUACAAACAGCUUAA